UCGAAGGUACAACCCUCUUCUGCACGGAUUUAGGUGUAUCUAGAUUGUUUUGAGAGAUGAGCUGGAUGCUCUGCUAGCUUAGCUCCUAAUGUCUAAGUUGUUACUGGAACAUAUAUUCACCACAAUGCCGAAGUUAGAGGACGGGAGCAGACCGGACUUAAGGUCCAGUUGUUGAAUGCGUUAACUGGCACGUUUCACCAUUCAGGCAACUGUUAAAACAGGAUGCCAGAGAUGACUGAAACUCAGACACCUGGUCGAAAACCCAAAAAGAAGAAAAACAAAGAAUCUCAUAAUGCAGUUGAGAGACACAGAAAGGAGAAAAUUAAUGCGGGGAUUAAUCGCAUUGGAAAUCUUCUGCCGUGUUCUCAGGCACUUAAACAGAGUAAGAACAUGAUAUUGGACCAAGCUUUUCGCUACAUUACUGAGCUGAAGAAACAAAAUGAUACACUGCUUCUGGAAGGUGGUGAUAAAGUCCAAGCUGAGGAGAUCCGGAGACUGCGGCGUCAGUUGGAUGAACUGAGAAAGGAGAGCGCUCACUACAUUGAGCUCCUCAAAGCUCAUGAUAUUAGCCUUUUAGAGGACCCAACUAUUCACUGGAAGGGAAAGCACCGCUGUGCCAAAGUGGCAAAAGUGACUCCUACCCAUCAGCUCCCGAAGAGAAUUGUUGUUUAUUCCAAUGGCAAUGUGAUCGGCCCUGCAGGGAAACAGGCAAGCCCGGGAAAGAAGUCCUCUGAAGCAGUUCAGCCACCAUCUGAUACCAGAUUGCAAGUUAAUGGAGCUCUACUGCAAGUCAGUACUUCUUCUACCACCCCUGCACUGCUCCCUGGCUCAACCACGACACCCUCUCCGUCAAAAUCAGGUCUGAGGAUGUUGGAGCAGUGUGUGGUUGAAACACCUGCUGUAGGCCCUUCUUUGGCGCCUUCUGUGUCUUACAUAACCCUCCAGAUCCCUGCAGCCACCACAUCCCUGCUCCAGCAGGCGCAGCCCGAUCCCCCGCCUCAGAGCAUUCCCUUAGUAGCUAAUUCAGCCUCGCCACAUACCACUGAAAGCACUGCGCAGUCUGUGUCCACACGCACUACAUCUACCCAGACCAUAACCUCUGCAUCAUCGGGGGGUUCCUCUUUGGGGACACCGGACUCUGCCAUCAGAACUGUAAGCUACACUGCAGUUCCUGCCAAUCAAACUGUUCUUAGGGCUGGAGCUGCAGGCAGCACACAGACGACCUGGACAACAUUGCAGAUGGCAGGAAACACAGUGCAACCAGUUUGCCAAAGUUUGUCUACACCAGAGGUUAGCAGUACCACCCAGACGGUCCAGCAGGUUGCAGUAUGUCCUGUGGGCAGCAGACCCUCUGUUAAUCCUGUUCAAAUACAGCUGCAGCCACACGUGCCUGUACAGCAGGCACCUAUCACAACUCGUAUCCCAGCUAAUCCAUUCAAAAGUACCACUCAGCUACAAGCAGCAGUUCUAAACCGGACACAGCCUCAAUGUGCGGUUGUACCCCAGUCAGCCAUAAUGCCGCAACCAGCUGUGAUCGCUCAGCCUCAGCCUGCAGUUCUGCAGCCAGCGUCAUUGGUUCCUCAUCCUCCAACAGCCCUUCUUCCACAGCCUCAGCAAACCCUGGUUCCUCAGCAUCAAGCUGCUGUGCUACCCCUUCUGCAGACCAUGCAGGUCCUGCAGGUCAACCCAGCCGGUGCUACUGCUGCAGCACCAGGUGUAACCGCACCUCAGAGCACGAACAAUCCAAGUGUUGUCAUCCUGCAGCAGGCCAGUGCCUGCCCCACUCAGCAGGUUGUGAGAGAGGACAUUUCGAAUCAAACGCCUUGUCAGCAUAUAGUGAUCAUCCAAGCCCCCAGUCAGGCUGCGUCUGCUCCUCAGAGCUCCCAGCUGAGCAUUGGUCCUCCCUCACUCCCUGCUGUUUCCACUCAAACACCAACCACAACCAGUUCAGUGACUGUCCCUCCUUUACAAAGUGUUGGGGGAAAGCAGCUCGUGCAUAUCCUGCCUCGUCCCACCCAGCCUGAGGUGAGCCAUCCUCUGCAGGUCAGCCAGGGAUGCUCCUCUUCACCAGUCUCCACAGCCCCACAAACAAUCACUGUGAAUGGCCAGGUGUUUGCUCUGAAGCCAGUGAAAACUUCUGAUAAAGGUGGCUCCCAGAUCGGUCCGAGCACCCUCCAACUGGUACAGCCCACCACCACUGAGGAGCCCACUACUAAUGUGGCCCUCAACAGUUUAGGUGCCCUUAGCAGUCUCAACCAGAGCAUAUCUCAAGGCCUCCCUCUGUCUUGCCAGAGCAGUGGUCUGCUUACCCCUACAUCAUCAGUUGGUGUUACUGCACCUUCACCUGGAUCUGCACCUGCACUACCUGCUCAGCAGCUACAGGUUCCGUUGGGGAUAGCUGCCAGCACCUCUAAGCCUUCAGGAAAAAAGCCCCACAUGGUUGUAAACACAAAGAGAGUGGUUGCUAAAAGGACCAAAUCUCCCAAAAAGAAAGAGCUCAGGACUGCACAACUAAUUCCUCUCAAAAAAUCUGCUAAUGCUACUGCUAAAGAUAGCCAGGCAGUCCAAGAUAAAGCAUCUCAAGUUUUACAGUCCUCAGCAAACAUCCAACCAAUGGACACCACAAUUUCAGAGUCGCGAAAUGCUGUGAGCUGUGUAGCACCGGGUCAGGACACACAGCAAAUGAUCGUGUGCAGUUCAUCCAGCAACUCUGUUGUAUUUUGUCCGAUGCAGGAUAAAAGCCCUGUCUGUGCAUCUCAGAGUAACUCGGCUGCACCAAAGGUCGUAUGUGAAACGCCUAUCAAGCCAUCAAGUGGCUCAGCUUUAGCAGUCAAGACUAAAAUUACUCCAGUUUCUAACAGCAGCUCUGCUGUAACCAAACCUUUGGUGUCAGAGGUUAAACAAGUAACUGUUAAAACUACAACUACCAUAAUGCAAAGCCUGCCAGCUGCUGCUUCUUCUGUUGCUAAACAAAAUAAACCCACAGUCACCUCUGCAGUUUCCAGUGACCCUCAUGUAACUUCUGCUUCUGAUUCUAGUUUGUGUUUGCCCCCAAUCUGUAUUCAGUCUACUGCAUCAGUGACUCAGAAUACCAACACAGUGCAACCUACUGUUCCCCAGAAAUCAAAGAUCCAAGAUCAACCAUCUUCUUCUCAGCCCACCACUUUAUCCUCUUCUCAGCCCACCACUUUAUCCUCUUCUCAGCCCACCACUUUAUCCUCUUCUCAGCCCACCACUUUAUCCUCUUCUCAGCCCACCACUUCAUCCUCUUCUCAGCCCACCACUUUAUCCUCUUCUCAGCCCACCACUUCAUCCUCUUCUCAGCCCACCACACCUGUCAUCUCAUCACGUAUACCCACUGAUUUGGUUCCAGACGCCUCUGUUGGAGUUUCCACAUCAACUAUAGAAAUUAAGAAAAAGGCUAGUACUGCAAGAGCUCCUUCACAACAGACUGAUGUGAACAUUCCCCCACCUUCCUUGUCUCGUCCUGCAGAAGUCAAACCAACUCAGACAACAAGGAUUGACAGGGAUGCUCUGGAGGAGAGGCCUUCCACAGCAGCAAGAAAAGAAGGAUUGGUUGGGGUGAUGUCUGAAGCUCCCUUAAAGAAGGACUUUGCAAUGUCUCAACAAGUUUACACAAACCUGGAUGACCAGGCAAUGGAGCAGAAUAUUACGUCCAACAGGCAGACUGAUUCUCCAAUGACCACAGGGGGAGCUGGUGGUCGAGGAUUCUCUGUCGCGUCGAUGCUUCCUCAAGGCCAUAGCAUCGGUGUGUCUUCCGGCUCCUUUGGAUCAUUUGCAUUUACAUCUGAACAAGCGGAGAUGCUCGCGUUGGCGAUGCUAGAACAAGAUAGCCCAGAGAGAAGAAGUGGAGGAUGCUCAGGGGACAACACUGCUUCAGCUACAUGGGACUCCCCCAAAACCCCACCAGUGUCUUCCAGCAGAGACAGAGGCUCAGCUGGGCAGCCGGGCAAGAUAACCAAACUGAUGGACCAAGUUGCGGCUAAACACCAUGAUGUGUCUGUGAGUGGGCCAAACAGACAUCUGCAAAAUAUUGCUUGCUCAAAAUCUCAACCUCUCCCUCCAGGACAGUCUCAGAGUUCAACCCAAGGUGGGACAGCCGCUAGCCUCAGUGUUAACAAUCUGAUCAGAUCCAGCUCCAGUCACCAACCCUAUCCCAGUUCCCCCAGUCUGACCGCCCAACAGGGGUCAGUUCCUUCUCCAGCCGGGACAUCUACUCAUAUGUCCCUACCCUCAAGCAACGCCAUCUCAACCUGUUCAGGCACUGCCCAAGUAGCAGAGUAUGCCGCCUUGAAAAAUAAUGCUAUAAGAGGCCCUCCUGGAAGUGUGGUAGGUGAGCGACAUGGGAAGAUGAUCUCCAAAAGACAAGCCCCAGAAGAAGCGAUGUUAAAUGCAGGAAAACGACCAAAGCCUUGCCCUCCGCCGGGUAACCCAGUGGGCCACAUGGAUGUGAAAGCACCAGACCACAGUCAGAUGAUGUUGGGACAGCUGCCGUCCACCUCUGCAGCUGUAAUGACUAGGAUUAAUUCAGAAAAUGGAGGCCCUCUUUUCUCAUCAAACUCCUUCAUGAGCCCAGUCGUGCGCCCCAUUGAUGGUCACUGCCCAGUUCAAGGUCCUCCUGAGCAGAACCAGGCAGGCGGGCUUCAUCUGCCACAGGGUCACCCGCAGCAUCCUGUUAGCCAGCCCAGUCAGCAUCUGGGAGGAAACCUUUACAUGAAACAGCAGCAACAAGAGCAGCAGAGACACCAUUUAUAUCAUCUGCAGCACCACCUGACUCAAUCUGACCCUGCACAGCGCCACUCACUACACCAGAGGGCACUGCAGGAGCAGCAGCAGCAGCAACAACAACAACAACAACAACAGCAGCAGCAGCAUGUCCAGAAGAAGCGGGGAAUCGUCAGAGGGAAUCAAACUGGCUCACCUGCUGGCUUGCAGCAGAAGCAGCAACAUCACCUGGAAAAGCCUGGAAUUCAUCAGCAUUCCCAUCAGCAGCAGUCACAGCAUCCCCAGCAGUCCCACCAACAGCCUCAACAGCAUCAACAACCAACACAGCACCAAGCGUCUCAUCCACAACACCAACAACAGCAGCAGGCGCACCAGCAGCCUCCCCAGACUCAACAUCAACAGCAGCAGCAGCAGCUGCAGCAGAACUCUCAUCCCAGACAUCCUCAGCAUUUACAGCAACAGAUUCAACAGCAGCACUUUAGGCAUCAGGACAAGACAUGUGAGGCCCAGUCAGUGGGAUCCAGGGCCCAUCACAACAGCCACCUGGCUCAGCAGGACCACCUCAAGUCUGGUCAGGACCAUAAUGCUAUGCAGAGGAUGAUGAGCUCUAGAAGUUUAGAGCAGCAGCUCAUCUCUCCUCCUACCAACACGGUGUCGCGUUCAUCUGAGCUGGCCUGCGCUCCGUCUCGACAGGAGCGUCACCGCGUGUCGAACUACUCUGCAGAGGCACUCAUCGGUAAAAGCUCCACUAGCGGGGAUCAGCAGCAACGCAUGGCUCUCCAUCUCCAGCCCGGUCGAGGUGCCACCCAAGAGCAACCAGACCUCCACAGCUACCUGGACACAUCGCGAGGGAAGGCUGGCAUUGUUCACAACCCUCAGAACCGCCUUUCAUCCGACCAUUCUACAUCUGCUGACCAACGCAUAUCUGAGUGUCAGUCCUUCAAGGCAAUGGCUGGUGGAGGGGGAACGCAUCAGCUCGGCAGUUUUGAAGCUCAGGUCUCUCGUGGGAGUGACAUGGCCCCCAAGUCGGUACCCCCCUCUCAGCGGGGCCCUCAGGGACAGCAGCAGGGAGGAUUCAGGAUGAGUGUCGGCCCCACUGCAGACGUAAGAAAUCGUGGCAGCUACAGUGGACCCCAUCCCGGCCCUCAGGGAGUCCAAGUUGGUCCUGCGCUGCCACGGGAACAGGAAGCCUGCCACCAGAGUUUCAUGCAAAGCCUCCUCUCUCCACACCUUCCUGAGCAGAGCAACCAUCAGCGAGCAGUUCAGUGUUGCCCCCCAGUGACCAUGGAGUACAGCUGCAUGCCUGGAAGUUCAUCAGGAGACAUCCAGGCCAAAUCCUCCAGUCCGAGCGUGCCUCAGUCCCAGAAGGCCCCAGCUAUGCGACUCACAGAGGCCAACAAGGGCCACAUUUCUCAGGUCAGCAGUAAUAUGCACGUAGGGCCCGGCGUCCGAGCAGGUCUGCCCCACCCUCCGACCCCCCACAGCAGCUCUGAGCCCGGCCGCUCCUCUGCCAUCCCUAGACCCCCCGUUGCUGUCAGCCAGCAUUCCCGACAUAUACCCAGAGACGCUCAUCCCGUCAAACUGAGACAUCGAUCGGGAGCGCAGAGACCCACCAACCCUUUUGAGGCAGAGAGCCACCUACCUCUGCCCUCGGGGGGAGGGGUCCUGCUGGGCCGGACUCAGCCUGGAGGAGAGAACCGCCGCACCACCAUUGUGUGCUUGAUGGCAGACGGCGCACAGGUUCCCAGUGACAACAAUCUUGUUGCUGACCAACACCUGGCUCAGAACUUUGGGUUCCCCUUUAUUUCAGAGGGAGGGAUGAACCCUCCUCCCCCGAUUAAUGCAAACUCUACAUUUAUCCCUCCAGUGAGCCAACCCAGCACCUCUCGCACACCGUCCCUCCUCCCCGUGGAGCCCCAGAACACUUUACCCUCCUUUUACCCCUCGUACUCUCCAGCUGCCCAUCCCAGCCUCCCCGGUGAUGUCGCCCUCCAGUACUUCCCCAACCAAAUGUUUACAAGCCCGAGCACCGAUAAGGCCAAUGCUCCUCCUCUCAACAACAGAUUCAGCUCCAUCCUCUCCCCGACGCGGCCAGUGGGGUUCGGUCAGGCCAGUUUCCCUUUGCUUCCUGAUAUGCCUCCCAUGCCGUCGUCUGGAAUCACCCCUCACAUCUCCAACUUCAGCCUCACCUCGCUGUUCCCCGAAAUCGCCACCGGCAUGCCCUCGGAUGGCUCAUCCAUGCAGAUGUCCCCUCUGCUGUCCCUGACCAACACAUCAUCAGCUGACUCAAGCAAGCAACCCAAUCGUCCGGCCCACAACAUCAGCCACAUCCUGGGCCAUGAUGGCAGUUCAGCUGUGUGAUGAGUUUCAGUUUAAUGCCUUUUUGGACUGUUGUUCAAGAGCAAACAAUUGCAUUGUCUGUUUGAAAUGUGUAGUUUGUUUCAACGUUAAAGAAAGAAGUGAUGAAGCACUUGAUGUGAGGGGAUUUGUUGUUUACAUGUCCACUCAGUUUCAGUUUUUUGUUUUGCUUUUCUCUUUUUGACAUGCCUAAUGUCAUAGUAAUCAUUUAAAAUUUCCAUAAGGCUUUUGGAUUUUAUGGAAAUAAGUCCCGUAUGCUCCUUUUCGAAAUGUUGGUUAAACUGGUUCUGAAGAAAAUAUAAAAGUUUAGAACUUGAAUUUCGGGUCAAAAGGAAACCUUCUGCACAGUUACUAAUUUAAUUUACUAACUUAUCAGGUUGUACUGUACAGAUUUUUCGAAGAGCUAUUUUGUAAAUACCAAUAUUUCAUAUAAAAGUUGCUAGAUUAUGUAUUUGUAAAUACAAAAUUGAUAAAUAAAAUUUAUAAGGAUAACAUUG
Molecule: messenger RNA, 7601 nt
Organism: Poecilia latipinna (sailfin molly)
Lineage: Eukaryota; Metazoa; Chordata; Actinopteri; Cyprinodontiformes; Poeciliidae
Gene: usf3
Product: upstream transcription factor family member 3
Exons: 7
Coding region: 223-7107 (2294 amino acids)
Biological process (GO): positive regulation of transcription by RNA polymerase II; negative regulation of epithelial to mesenchymal transition
Molecular function (GO): protein dimerization activity; DNA-binding transcription activator activity, RNA polymerase II-specific; RNA polymerase II transcription regulatory region sequence-specific DNA binding
Source: RefSeq, a predicted model, not a curated record